AGAUCGAGACCGAUGAGGUCCUCGUGGACCGUCGGCUCUUCCUUCUGCUGCUGCUUGCUGCUGCUUGCUGCGUGCUGCGUGCUGCUGCCAUGGUAGCCAUCGUACGUCAUUCGGGUUUGUCAUUCUCGUGUUCAUCGUCCUUGCUGCUGGCCACAAUAACGGCACUGGCGCUUCUGUGCUGCUGCUGCUGCUCCGACGCAUCCAUCCACCACUGCUUUGAACAGGACCGCGGCAACCAGUUGGACUCUGCUCCCGAAUCCGGAGACGCCGAACGACGAACCAAAAUCAACCAAAAAACGCCACGAAAACAACUGAGAAAUCGCCCAACAAAAUCGAAAAACCGAAAAAUCAAGCGAGAAUCAAGCGAGAAAAUUACUUUAAAUUCAUUUGAGUUUCCGGCAUUCCUAGGAGAGAAGCAUAACAAAGAAAAAGUAAAUAACUAAAAGUAAUCAAAUAUAGCACAAAUCCAGGAAAAGUAGAAGGAACAUAAAAAGGAGCAGAAGCGGAGAAGCUGAGAAGCUGAGAAGCAGAAGCCGAGGAGGAGGCUAAAGUGUCAAGAAGGACAUCAGGAGAAGUUUUGUCCACUGGCUGGCAAUUUAGAAAUUGUAUAAAAUGGAUGCGCUGCGCUUACGGGGUUCGCAAUUCAACCGUUAUGGAGGUAACUCCGGGUCAGGUGGCAGCAACCCGAACCCGCCACCGCCGCCGCAGGUGCACAGCAAGCCGGAGCCCUUGAUUGUGGUGGAGGAGUCCAAUUUGCCGGAGGAGCUGGAGGACAGCUCGGAGACAACCUUCUCGAAUCGCGCCAGUCUGGACAUUGACUCGCCGGUGAACCCGUAUUUGCUGUCCCCGUGGCGGGACCCGCGCGAAGCCCGCAAGCACUCGCUGCCUUCGCAACAGGUGACCGAUGGAAUUACCGCCAGUCAGGUGCGCCGUCUGUCCGAGCGCGGCGGCGAGGGAUCCGGACCUUCGCCCAAGGAGGCAGCCUUUCUCGCCACACUCUCACAGGCGCCGGCCCCAUCUGGACGCCGGCACUCGGUGGUCACCAUCUCGAAGGUGCCAACCACUCUCUUUGGACGUUCGCGUCGCGAAUCGGUGGCCGCCUAUCCCAGCAGCAAUGGCAGCAGCCGCGUGCUCAACUCACGGCGGGAGAGCAACACGGGCCCGCCGUCGACAGAUCCCAUCGGCAGCAUCCACAACCUGCAGCUGGACAUUAUGGACGACAUCUAUUUGCAGUCGCGGAAGGCUCGCUUGAAGCUGUGGACCUCCAGCAACGAGAAGGUCUGCGAGGUACAGACCGUUGACGAGGCCGGGACAGCGGGCCCGGGGAGGCGCUACACCAACCGUCGCUUCUCGGAGUGCCCCCAGCCGCAGCCGGCUAGCAGCUUUCGCCGGGCCUCGGAGUAUCCACAUGCACCGCCACACCCGCACCCGCAGGCACAGGCACAGGCUAACGCCCAGGCUCACGCACAUGGACAGGCGUCUUCAUCGCAGAAGAGCAUCUCGCCCCAGCCGCCGUCGUCGGCCAGGGCCUCGACACGCCGCAAGAAGUCGGGCAGCGGAGUGGGGCUGCUUGGCAGCCGCACGGACAUCGCUGGCAUCUUUAGCUCGCUGACCAGCUCGGCCAUGGACAUGCAUCGCUCAGAGCCGGAGGGGAGCUCCAGCGCCAGUGCCAGCUCUUCAGCUGCCACUGCCGGAAGUAGCCCCUUCCUCAGCCAGACGUUCCAGAACGCCGCCCGGGGCCGUGCAACCAGUGCCACGCCUACGCCGACGGCCCAGGCAGGCGGGGGACAGGCGGCCGCAGCAAGCAGCAGCAGCUCACUGCUAGACCCGAACGCAGGCCGCUCGACACGAUCCAACAGCUUCGAUGUCUCGAUCCUGAACAACGCCAAGCAGCUGGUGAGCGAGGCGCAGGACAACAGCUCUGCCGCCAUAUCCGGGUGGUUCGGCAAGCCGGCAAGUCGUCCCCAGCCACUGGCCCGCAAGAAAAGUGUGCGCAGCAAGAGCACGGCCAUGGCCCUGUCGAAGGACAUGUUGGACCGACUGCAAAAGAAGGACCCGCUCGGCGGGGACUCCGGCAAGCCGAAGCUCAAGCCUCGCAGCAAGCAGAAGAGCUGGGCCGACACCACCAAGGCGAACAUUGUGGACGCGACCAUGCUGGGCACGGCGAUCGAGGGCUUCCUCCGCAAGAGCUCCAAUGCCGGGAUGUCUGGAGCUGGCAGUUCCGGCGGACCCUCCACAUCGGCGGCUGCCCGUGGGGCUGUGCCCAAGGAGUCUAGCAGCGCCACAGGCAGUCCAGCUGGAGCACGACGUAGCCGGGCGUCUGUGGGCAGUGGCGCCCAGUCGCAGGCCGGGCGGGCCAUGCGCUCCACUCUGAAUUGGUUCAGCAAGGGCGACGAGGACGACUCGAAGGACACGUGCGAUGCUUCGCUGUGCUCCACACUCAAGGACCUAUUCGUCAAAUAGGUCGGGGGACGCAGAGGCAAGUAAGGCUCUGGGACUGACCCCUGAACAGAUCCUGGCCGUUCAGCAAAGGCGAGCUACUUGUAUCUCUGAGAUCCGGAAAUAUUCGUAUCAUUUGUUAACCAUUGGAAAAAGCGAACUUCAACACCAAAAAAACCAGACACCAGCUAGGCAGAGAGCGAACAACAAGAAUAACCGCAAAAAUUUCACCAUUUACUAUAUAGCAAAAUGGAACACUCCCUCGAGGAGUAAAUAAUAUUUGAAAUACUUUAUUGAACCGUCAGUGAAACUCAGUUUAGAGUUACUGAAACAGUUACCCCACUAAAGACAAAAUACCGAAAUAUUAGAAGAAAAAAAAAAAACACGAUAUACGGCAGCUAAAGCAGCCAUAUUGGCACUGCAGAGUUCUACUAACUUAGAUCUUUUCGAAAGUACAUACAUACAUACAUAUAUACAUACAUAUGUGCAAACUAGUUACUAGUAUAAGUAUCACUCACAUACGAACCAAUCAACACGAGUAAUCGGGACAGUGACGACCCACCCAAUCAAUCAAUCAUCCAAUCGUAAAGCAGACCUGCAGUAGUGCAUUAACAUAGUAACAUUAACUGACCGUCAAACAUAACUUACAAAUCACUUACAGUAACUGAACGAGAGACUAGAAAUGUGAGACAAAUCGUAUGCCUAACAGUAAGUACAGUACAGUAAGUGGAACAGGAAUAGGGAGUAUGAGUAUGUAAUUGGAACCAUAGCCGUGCCUGAAACACUAAUUACAACUGAUUCACGAACAGUAACAGUAACAGUAACAGUAACACUUACAGUAACAGUAAGCAAAGUAGCGAAUAAUGCAAAAACGGUAAAAGUAUAACUAACUGGAAAGCAUAGUACAAGUAAUAGUAAAUGAAGCAAUAGUAACACCAUACACGAAAAACGAACAAUAACAGCAACACAAGCGUUAACCACUAAGAAAAGCACUCGCACUAACGAGUAA
Messenger RNA from Drosophila obscura, 3448 nucleotides. RefSeq names its product E3 ubiquitin-protein ligase TRIP12. The coding region runs from base 613 to 2463 and encodes 616 amino acids. The record is from RefSeq and is a predicted model, not a curated record. The transcript is spliced from 6 exons. Lineage: Eukaryota; Metazoa; Arthropoda; Insecta; Diptera; Drosophilidae.